Molecule: messenger RNA, 672 nt
Organism: Linnemannia hyalina
Lineage: Eukaryota; Fungi; Mortierellomycota; Mortierellomycetes; Mortierellales; Mortierellaceae
Source: the annotation of a GenBank genome assembly
AUGAUGCCCGUGUGGUGGUACUUCCAGCCCUCUUUCAACUGCCCUCACGAGGUCGAGCGUGUUGGGAGACUCAAUGAUGGUGGCAAGUGGAUGUGCGGAAUGCCGGUCCUCGAGAGCAUGACCAAGGAGGACAAGUGUGUUAUCUACUCCCUCGGUGUCUUUGACGACUCAUCAUGGGAGAAGGAGAUGAUUGACCGCACCAACUGUCAGGUCUUUGCGUUCGAUGCCUCUGUCGACAAGAUCGCUGGUGAUGCUGCUGGCGACCCCAACAUUCACUUUUUCAAAUACUUUAUCGGCGGCAAGGACAAGGUCGACAAGAAUGGCAUGGUCUGGAAGACUCUCAAGACGAUCAUGAACGAGAACGGACACGAGUGGAUCGACGUGCUCAAGAUUGAUAUCGAGGGCACCGAGUUUGAUGCCCUCAACGCCAUGAUGGACCAAUUCGAUAUCCUGCCCUUUUCUCAAUUGCAGCUCGAGAUUCAUUUGUAUAGUGAUGUAGAGAAAAGAAAACACUUUAUGAAGCUUGUCAAGUUCUGGGAACGUCUGGAGGGUCACCACCUUCGUCCGUUCUGGUCCGAGCUGAACACGAUUGUUGCCAGGAUGGGCAAUUUUCUUACACUGUCCGAAUACAGUUUUAUUAAUAUUGCUGACAAGCGCAGACUCUUGGUUUGA